AUGUUGAAAGAUACUGAAGACGAACAAAAGAAAAAAGUAAGAAAGAUUCGAAAACAUCGAUCAACGUCACAACAACAUAAACUAAACAGCAGUCGAUCAUUCAACAGAUCUGAAAGACCAUCAAAAAGACAUCGAUCAUCAACUAUAAAACGAAGUAGUUCUUCAAAAUUAACUAAAGAAGAAAUAAAAUAUCAACAUUUUGUUCGUGAUCUCAAACGAGAUAUACAAAUUCAUUUAAAUCAAUGUUUACGUGAAAAUCGUUUUGAUCCCUGUGGUAAACAACGUUUUCAAAUUAAUCCUUCAUUCAACUCUAAACGAUCAACAUCAGUUCUCAGUUCUCAUCGAACAGACGAUACAACGACAAUCGUCACUUCUACCACCUAUAAUCAACAACGUUUAAUGAAAUUUUCAAAAAAUAACGAAAAUAAACGUCUUACAGCCGAUGCUCAAGCUCUUCUAACAGGACCAGCAUUUAAAAAUUUCUAUACACUUUUUAUUCAAUCACGACCACAACAACAUCAACAAUUCACUCUUAAAAAAUCUUUACGGCCACUUGAAGAAUCGAUUCUAUUACCAAAUGAACAAGAAUAA
Molecule: messenger RNA, 591 nt
Organism: Rotaria sordida
Lineage: Eukaryota; Metazoa; Rotifera; Eurotatoria; Philodinida; Philodinidae
Source: the annotation of a GenBank genome assembly